AUGAGCGGUCACAGACGCACAAGCCUUCUGGCGGCUGUCCUCCUAUUCGCAUACGAGUUCAGGGAAGCUCGGGCUGCCGAUAGCUUGCCUUCUUCCUGGACGCAAGGCAUCGCCACCAACUAUGGAGGCUAUCAAGACGGCAUGGAUCCCUACCAGUACAGCUAUGGCACUAGCAUCGGAUCAUGCGGCUAUGGGAAGCUGGACAAGAGCAAGUACCCCUACUGGAGCGUGGGGGCUCUCUCCACCUCCAACCACUUCUAUCAGGAGGGCCCAGUCAAGGGCUGCGGGCAGUGCUUUGAGGUGGAGUGCUUGCAAAACAACGGCCAGUUUGCGGGGCGCUGCAACUCGGACUCCAAUGCACGCAGCGUGACCAUCAUGAUCACUGACAGCUGCCCAGAGUGCGAAGCAGACCACCUCGACAUCCAGGCGCUGACAUUCAACAAGAUGGCGCCGAUGAGUCUUGGGCGCAUCGACAUCCGAUACCGGCGCGUGGAGUGCACUGUGCCUCAGGACCUCAACGUCAUCAUCGACGAGAACCGCGGCGCCGGCGGCUGGAUACGGCUGCAGGUCAAGGAUGCUGCCGGGCGAGGGGCGGUGAAGCUGGUGCAGGUCAAGGGUUCCAACAGCGACUGGCAGAGCAUGAACAACGUCUGGGGCGCUUCCUGGGAGUCAACUUCCAUCCCUCAGCCGCCGCUGGACUUCCGAAUCCAAGAUGAUGCCGGCGUGGAGGUGACGGCGUUUGGAGUGGUCACAGCAAACGGCGAGACCGGUAUUCUGCCGACCGGGAUCAACUUCCAAUUCAGCGGCGGCUCUCCUUCCUCAUCGCCAUCGUCCUCAAGUUCUUCAUCUUCAUCUUCAUCUUCAUCUUCAUCUUCAUCUUCAUCAAGCAGCAGCAGCAGCAGCAGCAGCAGCAGCUCUGGCAACUUCUCUUCAAGCGUCCCUAAGGUUUCAGCUUAUGAGGGUCCCCCCGGCAGUGCGCCCACUCCCUCAUCUGGCGGUGGCGGUUCCCCCUGCGUGACUGCCUACUCUGGCAGCAGCAGCCAGGCCAGCGGCAGCAACUGCGGCUCAAAUGGAGGCAGUGGCAGCUCUGCAGCAGCCCCUCCUAAGGGGUCAUCUGGGGGACCACCGCCGCCGUACUGGUGGCAGCCGCCGCCCGCAUCGUCGCCCCCUCCAUUAUCAUCCACCCCCUCCUCCAGCGGCGAGACUCCCCCUGCGUCCAAUUUUGGCAGCCCCAGCGGUUCCCCCCCUACCGGCAAGGGGUCGUCCCCCCCUCCGCCACCGCCGCCACCGCCGCCGCCACCGCCAAAGCAGAACUCCGGCAAACUGCGCUUUGUUUAA
Molecule: messenger RNA, 1338 nt
Organism: Coccomyxa subellipsoidea C-169
Lineage: Eukaryota; Viridiplantae; Chlorophyta; Trebouxiophyceae; Coccomyxaceae
Product: barwin-like endoglucanase
Exons: 10
Coding region: 1-1338 (445 amino acids)
Biological process (GO): plant-type cell wall organization
Cellular component (GO): extracellular region
Source: RefSeq, a predicted model, not a curated record